This is a messenger RNA of Cuscuta epithymum, 1437 nucleotides long. Lineage: Eukaryota; Viridiplantae; Streptophyta; Magnoliopsida; Solanales; Convolvulaceae. The record is from the annotation of a GenBank genome assembly.
UUUUUUAUUUUUAUUUUAUUAAUAAAAUAAUUCGGCCCACUCUAUGAAGCCGCUGAGAGGCAGACCGGCCAGAGCCCAGAGACGCCGUCGCCUGCGCCCUGUUUGCCGCCAUUUCGUCGCCUACGCCUGCGUCUUCCUCACCGCGUCUAGCCGUGCCGCCCCUGCCUGCUGUCCUGCUCCAGUGCUCUACGCUACCGGCUACUCCGAUUAGCAACCUAGACUCAGUCAACCGUCUAAGUCUCUCUCUGUGCCUCUCAUAUUCUCAAGAGUCAGACGUAGUUUUUAGAGUGCGAUUCUCACUUGAUUAAACAAAAUGUAUGGAAGGAAAGGGUGUGAAUUGGUGAGAGAACUUGCAGAUGGCGAACCUGGGCAGCUCGCAGCUUACAAUAGUGAUUUAUUUACUCAAGUAAUUGAGGAAUGUAACAGCCAUUUCCUUCUUCUUCAAUCCUUGUUGAGGUCAUCAUCCUUUGAUAAUUCAAAUAGCCAACAACAAUCUGAGGAUGCUGAUUACAAUGGCUUGCUGGUUCAUCACCGGUCUCUUAUCCGCAAUAAACGAUGUCUCAUGGCUUAUGUAUACAACCGUGCUGAAAUCAUUCGCAGUUUAGGUUGGACCCUUGAACGGGUACUCCCUGAAGAAAUUGAGGAGAAACUUAGCAGUUCAGAAAAGGAUUAUUUCAAAAAUCAUUCUGCUACUCUACAAUCGUGCAUGUCAGAACUUGAUCUGGACUUGGGUGUGGAUAUGGUGCCACCCAAAGACCCCUACAUCAAAGUGAGAGUUCUUGAUGACAUUGGAACUGUUUUGUUGAGCGAUCAGUUGGCUAAUUUGGCACUCCAUGCGAUUCUUUUUCUUAGAAGAACUGAUGCUGAGCAGUAUAUCUCCCAGGGGUUGAUGGAGGAGCUAACAAGUUGAGUGGAAUUUCUUAAGUAAAACACUAUUAUUAGUUUAUUCUACAUGCACCAUCUUUACACCUACUAUGUAUGUCUGGUUGAAGGAACUAACAGUGUAGUUUGUAGAGAUUCCUUCUGGUUCUAUGAGAGCAUGAGGUAAUUGCCAUAUCCCAAAUUCCCAAUGGUCUUUGCAAUUGAUGCUAAUGUAUUGGGGGUACAGGUGGACAUGGUUCUGGACUGAAAUAGAACUGGACUGAUAAUUUUUGCCCAAAAAAAAUGGGCGACUGGUCGAACCAGGUUGUGACUGGGCUGUCCAUCCAUAAUUUCCUUCACCACAGUUCAGGUUAAGGUGCCUACAUAUGGAGAACUGAAACCUCUUAGUACAGAAUUGGAACCAGACUCAGUGCACUUGGAAAGGGUUGCCCCAAUCAAGCUCAUUGUAAACAACAUUAAUGAAAUAAUGACAAACGAGUUCAUGUAUUUGUGGUGUUCUUGCUUUUUGUUAAUGACAUUAGUUCCCUUGUCUAUUUGCUGCUGCAUUUGACAUUC